AAAAAAAAAAAAAUCAUCACUAUAGCAUCUCUAUUUUCAGUGAGCACAUCUUGCAACUUUCAAGGUUCUCUUCAACCGUACAAUAAGUUACUUCCGUUGGCUUCAGCAGUCGUUACCGAGAAAGAUAUUGCUACCAUCAUCUGAAUUUACAAGGGAACAUUUGCCUUGUACGCAACUUUGUUCUUUUCUUGGUUAGUCGGGCUCUCCGAGGUAAUUGAUAACGAUGUCACUGAGGCGUUUUUUAGGCUUUUCUGAAGGCGAUGUCAUGAGGUCUGAUUGCAAACCUUGUUCUAGACUAAUGAGACACACAGCCGGAAUCUUUAGUGUUGGUGGAGCAUUGGGAUUUUGGGUCCUUUGCCGAAUGCACUAUGGUCCUCGAAUUCAAAUUCCUAGGAGUCUUCGUUGGGCAGCCUGUGGAGCUGUAACUGUAAGUUCAAGCACAGCUUUGCUGGUUCGUUUGUUUAGUCCUGAAUGUGAGCCCCAGAACAUAGCUGCUUAUGACAAUAAAAAGUAGCACCGUUAGUAACUCCCCUUUUCCAUCCGACAUACAGAAAUAGGGAAAUGAUAAAUUUGGAGGUGUUGCGAUAAUGAAAUCGUGUUACUCUUAUUACUUUAUAAUCUACAUAAUGAGUUUGAUUACGAAUAUCUUGCAUCUGUAAGUUUUGUGGUAAAAAUGAUCUUUUAUGGCAUCACUAGGGGAAAUUAGGCUAGUUACUUUCGUAAAUUGUGGAGCUAUUGCACUUGCAAAAGUAUGUUUUAUACUUUUUUGUUUUUCAAACUCAUCUUUUAAUACUUCCAAACUAAUUAUUAGUAAUUUAAAUAACAAGUUCAUCAA
Molecule: messenger RNA, 835 nt
Organism: Medicago truncatula (barrel medic)
Lineage: Eukaryota; Viridiplantae; Streptophyta; Magnoliopsida; Fabales; Fabaceae
Exons: 4
Coding region: 224-514 (96 amino acids)
Source: RefSeq, a predicted model, not a curated record